Messenger RNA from Limanda limanda (common dab), 1380 nucleotides. It is a transcript of the gene spra, whose product is annotated as sepiapterin reductase a. Lineage: Eukaryota; Metazoa; Chordata; Actinopteri; Pleuronectiformes; Pleuronectidae. The transcript has 3 exons. Gene Ontology annotation, molecular function: sepiapterin reductase (NADP+) activity. The coding region runs from base 72 to 878 and encodes 268 amino acids. Gene Ontology annotation, biological process: tetrahydrobiopterin biosynthetic process. The record is from RefSeq and is a predicted model, not a curated record.
AAGAACAGAUCCUUUGGUAACGGGUGUUUCUCUCACGCACGCUCGCACACGCACACGCACUCUGCAGCACCAUGUCCUCCGCGGGGACACGCACGGAUCUCGGCCGGGCGCUGGUCAUCAUCACCGGCGCGUCCCGGGGCUUCGGCCGGGCGGUGGCGAGGCGGCUGGCCGGGCUGCUGCAGCCGGGCUCCGGGCUCCUGCUGGCGGCUCGCUCCGGGGACGAGCUCCGGGCCGCGGCCGCGGAGGUGACCGGGGCCAGGGCGGCUGGAGGCGGCCUCACGGUGACCUGCGUCCCGGUGGACCUGUCCCUCAGCUCCGGGCUGGACACGCUGCUGGAGGCCGUGAGGACACACUUCACCGGGGACAUGGACCACCUGCUGCUGGUCAACAACGCAGGCUCUCUAGGUGAUGUCUCCCGCUACAUGAGGAGCUUCACCAACAUGGCGGAGGUGGACUCCUACUUGUCCUUUAACGUCAGCUCCUCCCUGUGCCUGACGGCCGGCGUGCUGGAGGCGUGUCCUCGGCGCCCGGGCCUGCGGCGCAGCGUGGUGAACAUCACGUCGCUGUGCGCCCUGAAGCCGUACUCGUCCUGGGCGCUGUACUGCACGGGCAAGGCGGCGCGGGACAUGAUGUUCCGGGUGCUGGCGGAGGAGGAGCCGGACCUCCGGGUGCUCAGCUACUCUCCAGGACCUCUGGACACCGACAUGUUCACGUUGGCCAGAUCCAGCACCGCCGAUCCCGACCUCAGGAAGUCUCUGUCCGACAUGUCGGCUCAGGGGGGGGUGCUCACCUGCGACGAGUCCUGCACCAAGAUGAUGAAGCUGCUGCUGGAGGACACGUACGUCUCCGGGUCCCACGUGGACGUGUACGACGUGUAGAGCCGUCAGCUGACCCUUGACCUCACGUGCCUUGGUCUCAACUCUGCGACUGCCACGUUUCCAGUGUGUUGCAACGUGCAUCCUCACCACUAGAUGUCACCAAAUCCUUCACACUGAACCUUUAAUAGUUCCCUGCCAAUCGAGAUUGAUAGUGUGCAGCCUUUGUUAGAUAAAAGUGAUUAAAUCAAGUUUGUUAAAUUGAUUUUCAAUACAUUCCAGAGAAAGUUUUAAUUGCCCGACCGGCCACUAGAGGGCCAUCGUUAGCUUCAGUGCCUGAAAUGAUAAAGAACGUAGAAUUAAGACGUUAAAGGUAGAAAACACGAAGCAGCACAUUUCCAGAUGAACCGUUGACUUCAGGUCUUCUCAGGUCCUGCCACUCGGCAGCCAUCUUGUUUUGUGACGUGUAUGUGUUGUUAUGUUAUGAACAGUUUUCGGGCUGUGAUCACCGACUGUUUUAUAAACUUGAUAUUUCUGAAAUAAACCAAAAGAAUCAAAAUACUCA